Messenger RNA from Cottoperca gobio, 459 nucleotides. Its product is annotated as histone H3. Gene Ontology annotation, molecular function: protein heterodimerization activity; DNA binding; structural constituent of chromatin. NCBI's taxonomy places the organism in Eukaryota, Metazoa, Chordata, Actinopteri, Perciformes, Bovichtidae. The record is from RefSeq and is a predicted model, not a curated record. Bases 21 to 431 code for a protein of 136 amino acids. Gene Ontology annotation, cellular component: nucleosome. The transcript has a single exon.
GUGAAGCAGACUCUGUAACGAUGGCCAGAACCAAGCAGACCGCCCGUAAGUCCACCGGAGGAAAGGCUCCCAGGAAGCAGCUGGCCACCAAGGCUGCCCGCAAGAGCGCCCCGGCCACCGGCGGCGUGAAGAAGCCUCACCGUUACAGGCCCGGUACCGUGGCUCUGAGAGAGAUCCGCCGCUACCAGAAGUCCACCGAGCUGCUGAUCCGCAAGCUGCCCUUCCAGCGCCUGGUGAGGGAGAUCGCUCAGGACUUCAAGACCGACCUGCGCUUCCAGAGCUCCGCCGUCAUGGCGCUGCAGGAGUCCAGCGAGGCUUACCUGGUCGGCCUGUUCGAGGACACUAACCUGUGCGCCAUCCACGCCAAGAGGGUCACCAUCAUGCCCAAAGACAUCCAGCUGGCUCGCCGUAUCCGCGGGGAGAGGGCUUAAACUGACCGCAGACCAACCAACACACAAC